Molecule: messenger RNA, 3638 nt
Organism: Stereum hirsutum FP-91666 SS1
Lineage: Eukaryota; Fungi; Basidiomycota; Agaricomycetes; Russulales; Stereaceae
Exons: 27
Coding region: 36-3638 (1200 amino acids)
Molecular function (GO): ATP-dependent chromatin remodeler activity; ATP binding
Source: RefSeq, a predicted model, not a curated record
GUUCUCGUUCGUCUUCUUGAUACACGCACUUCUCGAUGACCGUCAACGCGAUGAAGAAACCAGAGGCAAAGUUGAACUUGAAAGGACAUGCGUAUGACCAACGAAACAAGAGUGGUGUGGCUGCUCCUCCAGACUGGUCCGAUGACUCUGACUUCGCGCCUGGCGAGUUCGUCGAACAGGCCCCUAAGAAACCUAGAGGUAAGGGACAGGUUGGACGACGCUCGGACGCAACCAAGACCCGAGGUCGUAGACGAUCCGGCAAGGAGAAGGAAGCCGUCUAUGACGAUUAUAAACCUGGUGCAAAGAGAAUAGGCUCGAAAUAUGUAAAGAGGAAGCAUGUCGUUUUAGCAGCUGAGAAUCCUCUGCUAGAAUUCUUCGAUAUCGACCCACUUCUUGCUGUCGAGUCCUCUGACUCGUCGGACGAUGAAUUGACUCCGGAUGCUGACAACGAAAGAGAAGAUGAGGAGGAGGAGGAAGAGGAGGAGGAGGAGGAGGAGGAGGAAGACAACGAUGACUCAAGCAGUCGUCCACCAAGCCCACACCGGCCUAAACCACGAGGCUCCACAACACCAAGUGCUGCUGUUGCUGGACCUUCGACACUUGUACCAAAUAGGAAUAUCGAAACUGUACGACCACCUAAUACCCAAGAAGAAGACAGUGUCACUGAGCCCGAAAGCGACGUCGAGUUACCUCCACCAACCCAAACGCAACAUUCAUCGCCCCCUAAUCUCAAACGAAAGUCUAUUUACAGUAGCCCUGAGAUAUCUUCCGUACCUAUCAAACGUGCAAGGUUUGAAACUGCAGAGGACGAAGACUCGGUGACGGAGUCCGAGAGCGAACUCGAUGAGCUCCAUACUGCUCUGUUGGCCAGCGCAACAAACCCCAGUCGCACGAAGGCAGGUCGAGACGACAGUGAUGAAGACUCUGUGACAGAGCCAGAAUCCGACACAGACGACGAUGAGAUCGACAACACUCUUCGAACCAGACUGCCAGAUCUCAAAGAUGCUCUCAUUCUCUCUCCACCCGCCCUGAACCCCCCGAUUUAUGUCCCCUCUCAAUUGUCCACUAAACUUCGAGCCUACCAAAUAGAAGGCGUACAGUUCCUAUUCAAGAAUUACUCUGAGAAUCGAGGGGUUUUGAUCGGCGACGACAUGGGUCUCGGUAAGACGUUGCAAGUCAUCGCCUUUCUCAGCGCUAUCAUGCAAAAGACCGGUUCCGGAGCCUUGGAUAAAGGUAGGAGGAAGAAGUACGUGAGUAGGUUGCAAGACGGGGUCCAGUGGAAGAGAGAGCGGAAGUUACCGCCCGCGGAUGCUAAGUGGGCUACUGCAUUGAUCGUUGCGCCGAGCAGUGUGAUGGAUUGGGGCCACUUUGAAGUUGCAAAAUACCACGGUAAAGAGCGUGAACAAGUUCUUCGUGACUUUACUCUUGGUCGUCUAGACGUCGUUGUGACAUCUUUCGAAACUGCUCGCAAAGACGGGGAUUUACUCGACUCAUUACCCUGGACUGUUGUCAUUGUUGAUGAAGCCCACAAGAUCAAGAACCAGCAAGCCAAGCUCACCCAGGCUCUCUACGCCUGGAAAUGGCGCGACGACCACCCUAUACCUCCAUAUAUCACUCGACUCACCGAUGCUAUCAAUGCGGCUCGCGCCUCCGAAGUCUCCAAGUCCUCCGCCUUCACCGCUGCUCCCAUUGCCGCCCUAAGCUCAACUCCAACGACCAGUCAGGACAACUCCAAAGGUAAGGUAGACUUGGGCGGUAAGAUCAAGAGCGGAACAGGAACUCUAGCACCAAUCCGACCGAGGACUGGACCCAUCAAUAUUGCAUUGACCGGCACGGCAAUCCAGAAUGAUUACGUGGAGCUUUGGACGCUGUUGGAUUGGUGUAACCCUGGAAUGGUGGGAUCGAAAGCCCAGUGGAAGAUGGCUAUCGUGGAGCCGCUGACGAGAGGACAGGCGAAGGGAAGUACACCGGAAGAGAGAGUGAAGGGACAGAGCGUGGCCAUACGUCUAAGAGACGGACUAUUGCCGCGGUUCUUCAUUCGACGAACGAAAGACAUCAUCAGCGAUCAACUCCCGAAGAAAAUUGAUCAGGUAGUUUUCUGUCCGCUCACCAAGAUGCAAACCGAGGUCUACAAGCGGAUUCUGGCGCUGCCUGCGGUUCAAAACAUGAUCAAGAAGGACGAACCUUGUGAUUGUGGCUCUCGGCUGCCUCGCAAGAAGUGCUGUUAUCCCUGGGAUAAGAAGGAUUUGUUUACUUACAUGUCUACAUUGAUCAAGAUCUCCAACCAUGUGGCGCUCAUCCUUCCCGCUCCGGGAGAUACAGCAGAUCAGGUCGUUCGCAACAAAGAGCUUACAAGUCUCGUCUUUCGCCAGACGGAGCCGCCAAAGUACGGUACUGCGAUGCUUGAAGCAGGCCUGUGCGGAAAGUGGAAGGUCCUCCAUAGCCUACUCGUACAGUGGAAAAGGGAGAAUGCGGCGAUGAAAAAUCCGAAAGACUGGCAUAAGGUUCUCAUAUUCACCAAAUCGGUUAAGCUGUUGAACAUGCUGGAGUUCCAUUUGAACAGCGAAGGAUGGGGCUUCCUGACACUGGAUGGGUCGGUCAAACAAGCUGACAGAAUGCCAAUGAUCGAUAAAUUCCACGAGGACAAGAACGUCUUCGUCUUCUUGAUCUCGACACUGGCGGGUGGGACAGGGCUUAACCUCACGGGUGCAGACAAAGUUGUCAUCUUCGAUCCUAACUGGAAUCCCGCACACGACCUUCAGGCAAUGGAUCGCGCCUACCGCUUUGGCCAAACCCGCGACGUGCACGUCUAUCGUCUGCUGGGGUGUGGAUCGCUCGAAGAAUUGAUCUAUGAUCGGCAAAUAUAUAAGCAGCAGCAGAUGGCUAUUGGUUAUACUGCGAGUCAUCAGAAUCGGUAUUUCUCUGGGGUGAGCGGUGACAAACAGAGACAGGGUGAGUUGUUUGGCCUCAAGAAUAUAUUCAAGCUCGAAGAUAAGGAGAUGAAAACAAAGAUCGCCAUUGACCAAGCUCUCCUGAACAAUUUCGACUGGGCUCUUGCACACAUGGAGGUGGCAAAGUCGAAGACGUCGAAACGAAGGAAGAGUGGGAGCCAAGGAGAGAUUGACGGGGUGUACGAGGUGGAGAUGAGCCAGCCUAAGGAAGACGACUUGAAAGGACUGGGGGCGUUCAUGUUAGAUGACGACUUAGCACCGGAAGUCCAAGAGGAUGAGAUUACCAAGAUACUGAACAACCAUGGCAUCAAGUACACGCACCACAACGACGAUAUUCUCGCUCCCAGUCAUAUCGAAGAGGCGCAGAUCGAGACUGCCAUCAAGGAGAAAAAAGAGCGCACGAAGAGGGCAAAACAAUCGAAGAAAAAGAGCAACGAUGCCACUACUCCAGACGAGCCUCCCAAGCCUGUAUGGCCACCGGUCAGACGCCAUCAUAAGCGGGAGCCGGCACCGCCAACACCUGCAGAACUGAGGGAGAAGCGUCAUCUGGCCUUGAUCGAACUCGGGUACGUUCAAGACAUGGACGGUGCAAACAAGCUCGCAGAGAAGUUCAAUCGACCGGAGCAUGCUGAAGAAGUGAACGAGAUUCUGGCGGCCGUGGAUGAGCAUCUGAAGAAAUCAAGGUGA